UUCCGAAUGCUAAUCCCCAGUGAUUAUUCACCUUAUUAUGUCCGUCAGAAACAUGAGACAGAAACCAUUGCAACUUCAACGAAUUUUGAAAUUCAUUGCUUGUCGUGCUUUAUCUCAGUCCCACCUGGAGAGAACUAUAGCAACUUCGUCUUCUUAUUCUUCUUCUCCUCUAGCUCAAUUGAAUCCAACACCUCAUCAUCAAAAAUCUUUCUUUGAAUCAGAAUACAAGAACGGGCUUGUAAACCGGUUGUGUAAAGACAAAAAAUUCAAAGAAGCCAUAGACAUUCUAUGCCAACAGAAGCGUUUGGAAGAAGCAGUUAGAAUACUAGAUCAUGUCGAUCGUCCCUCUGUUUCUAUAUAUUCAGCUCUUUUACAACUAUGUCUUCAACAACGAGCUCUAGGAGAGGGGAAAAAGGUUCAUGCUCAUAUCCAAGCCUCCGGUUUUGUACCCGGGAUUUUUAUUUCCAAUCGCCUUAUUGACUUGUAUUGUAAAUGCGAGAGCCUUGUUGAUUCCCAGAAAGUGUUUGAUGCAAUGGGUGUUAAGGACUUGUGUUCUUGGAAUAUUUUGAUAUCUGGGUAUGCGAAAAUGGGACAACUUGAUGAAGCUCGGAAAUUGUUCGACGCAAUGCCCGAAAGAGAUAAUUUUUCUUGGACUGCAAUGGUCUCGGGUUACGUUAGGCAUAAUCAUCCUAAUGAAGCGUUAGACUUGUAUAGAGUGAUGCAGAGGAGUGAGAGUUAUAAGGGCAAUAAGUUCACAACUUCUAGUGCUCUUGCUGCUUCUGCUGCCAUUCAGUGUUUACCUCUCGGAAAGGAGAUUCAUGGUCAUAUAACGCGAACUGGAUUGGAUUCGGAUGCAGUGGUUUGGAGUGCAUUAUCGGAUAUGUAUGGAAGAUGCAGGAGUAUAGAUGACGCUAGGUGCAUAUUUGAUAGAACAUCCGAUAGGGAUGUUGUUUCAUGGACGACAUUGAUUGGUAGGUACUUCGAAUGUGGGAGGUGGGAAGAGGGAUUUUUGUUGUUUUCAGACUUGCUGAAGUCAGUAAUUAGACCCAAUGAGUUUACAUUGGCUGGUGUUUUAAAUGCAUGCGCAUAUCAAACUGCAGAGGAAAUGGGUAAGCAGGUUCAUGGGUACAUGAUGCGAACUGGGUUUGAUCCAUUUUCAUUUGCGGCUAGUGCCCUUGUUCAUAUGUACUCCAAGUGUGGUAACAUUGAGACUGCACAUAGGGUUUUCAAAUGGAUGCCCCAACCAGAUUUAGUUUCAUGGACUUCCUUGAUCAAUGGAUAUGCUCAGAAUGGUCAACCCCAUGAGGCUCUUAAGUUAUUUGAGAUGCUGCUAGAAUCUGGUACUCAGCCUGACCACAUUACUUUUGUUGGUGUUCUUUCUGCUUGCACUCAUGCUGGUUUAGUGGAUAAAGGGCUCGAAUAUUUUUACUCAAUAAAGGAGAAAUUUGGAUUAUCGCAUACUGCAGAUCACUAUGCAUGUGUGAUUGAUCUAUUGAGUCGAUCUGGCAGAUUCAAAGAAGCUGAAGAUAUAAUCAAUAAAAUGUCCAUGAAGCCUGAUAAGUUUCUAUGGGCUUCUUUACUUGGGGGUUGCAGAAUUUAUGGAAACAUUGACCUGGCAAAACGAGCAGCCGAAGCAUUGUUUGAAAUGGAGCCUGAGAAUGCAGCUACUUAUGUUACACUUGCCAACAUCUAUGCCAAUGCUGGAAGGUGGGGUGAAGUAUCAAAAAUUAGAAAGAUCAUGGAUGAUAGAGGAGUGGUAAAGAAAGCGGGUUUGAGUUGGAUUGAGAUUAAGAGAAAAGUCCAUGUGUUCUUGGUUGGAGAUUCAUCCCACCCCCAAUUCAAGGAAAUACACGACUUUUGGGGGGAGCUUUUUAAGAGGAUGAGGGAAGAAGGAUAUGUCCCAGACACAGACCAUGUGCUGCAUGAUGUUGAAGAGGAGCAAAAGGAGCAAAAUCUUUCCUAUCACAGUGAAAAGCUUGCAGUUGCAUUUGGAAUCAUUGCUACUCCGCCUGGUACUCCAUUAAAGGUUUUCAAGAAUUUAAGAACUUGUGUUGAUUGUCAUACUGCAAUUAAAUUUAUCUCAAAAAUUGCUGAAAGAAAAAUAAUAGUAAGGGACUCAAGUCGAUUUCAUUGUUUCGAGGGUGGGAUCUGUUCGUGUAAAGACUAUUGGUGAUUCUGACCACAAUCAAGAAGUCCAGCAUAAUUGCAGAAAGAGAAAAUGAGAAAUUUAUUUGGUAAGAUGGGAGUUUUCCAACAACUUUGUAUCUUCAGAGUGGAGCAGGUUGGAAGCUUGUCCAGCUCUUCAACAUCAGUUGGAAAUUCCUUGCUUGAAUAGUGGACUAGGUUGAUGAAGAAAGGUGUGCCAUCAAACCCCCAGUGUCUAAGUUAACGGUAUUUUAUUGAACAUCCUUAAGAUGAAACAGGAGGCUACAUAUAUGAAGCUGCAAAGCUGUAAUGAAAGAAUGGGAUGUUGGUAACAUUCGAAAUGUCUGUCUUUGGGGAGGACAAUUUAUGUUGGUUGGUUAUGCUGAGUAAUAUAUUUACUGACUGUCUGUAUCAUAUGAUUUAGUUUGUGGCUUACAUCAUUUGUUAUUCUAGAGCUUGAGAAGACAAUAAGCAGAACCUCCUCACAGAUCUCAGGGAUGAGAAGACAAUUGCUAGUUUGAUGAGCAUAGAUGUGAUCAUGCAGUUAAUCUCUAAGGCUGCCAUACCACCAAUUUGCCUGUGUAACCUGGAAACUGUUGAUGACAUUGACAACCUGGACUCUGAUCCUGACCUUGACGUCUGACCGCAAUAAAGGUCCUAUGUGAAUCUGAUUGCAGUUGUGUCAAGGGUUGAAUUGAAGAAGAUUUUCGGGCUUAUGGCUCCUUUUAUUGCCUUCUGUAGGGAGGAGAUUUGAGUUUACUACUUUCUCAGAGGAUGGAAGCGGGAGUUACGACUUAUUGAAAUUUGAAAGGUCAGUUCCUGACCCAUGACAUACUCUCUGUCCAAGUCACAUAGUCCUCAAACUUACAUGUGGCCAAAAAGUGAGUUUUUAGUAUUGCUUAAAGCAUUUGGAGGCGGUCUGUUAGAUUUUUGCAAACUCGCGUGCAGAUACAUGUGGUAAGUACCAAUAUGAAAAAACCUGUAUAAUCGGAAUUUUUGAUUCAUUAAUGCCACGGAUAAUGAUGGCAGUAGCAACUGUCAUAUUAUACUUGAAGUUGAAGAACACAACAAGCAUCAGCAGGCAUAAACAUGGAAACGAAAUGUGGAGGAGCCAUAGAAGUAACAAAAAAAAGGAAAAAGUUCAGAUUGAGCACAGCCCUCCCUUGCCAGUUUGGUUGGCCUCUCUAUAGGCAUGUGUCCUGCGCGUCCCCAGGGAGCUACCUGCAGUCAUCAAUGAGAACAGGAAAUUUACAUUAGUAUCUGUUUUCCAAAAACUUUUAAACCCCCAAUU
This is a messenger RNA of Ilex paraguariensis (yerba mate), 3436 nucleotides long. The record is from the annotation of a GenBank genome assembly. Lineage: Eukaryota; Viridiplantae; Streptophyta; Magnoliopsida; Aquifoliales; Aquifoliaceae.